GGCCAAAUGCCGAGAUUCCCUUAGACGUUUAUAUGAAUUGUGUAUAUCUAGUACGAAUGGAAGAACUCUUGAGUCCGCGACGAAGAUUUGUCCCAAUCUCUCAAGUCUCAAAAUAUCAUACGAGAAUUACAACCAACAUUUAG
This is a messenger RNA of Ambispora leptoticha, 143 nucleotides long. NCBI's taxonomy places the organism in Eukaryota, Fungi, Glomeromycota, Glomeromycetes, Archaeosporales, Ambisporaceae. The record is from the annotation of a GenBank genome assembly.